This is a messenger RNA of Recurvomyces mirabilis, 654 nucleotides long. RefSeq lists its product as uncharacterized. The transcript has a single exon. Lineage: Eukaryota; Fungi; Ascomycota; Dothideomycetes; Mycosphaerellales; Teratosphaeriaceae. The coding region runs from base 1 to 654 and encodes 217 amino acids. The record is from RefSeq and is a predicted model, not a curated record.
AUGUCAUGGCUACAGGUUGUUAGUAGCUGCUCGGAGAUACUUCCAACGGGUAGCGCGACAGCAAUAGUGGCUUCCAACACUACCACAACCAUAACCGAACUCUUCACGGCCUACGCCCCUGCGAUUGCCGUAGCAUGGGCCUCGAGCGAUCUGACACUCUUCAAUUCUGCUUCGCUGCCUCUGUUGACCACUGCCAGCAUUACGUCUGCAGCGACUUCUGCGACAGCCACCGGCUCAGGCAUCUCAGCCGGCUCUGUAAUUGCUUCCAGUACUGUUACGACCGCGACGGGAGCAUCACAGACGUCCACGACACCUUAUCCUGGUCUCAGCGUAGGUGCGAAGGCUGGCAUCGGAGUCGGAGCCACUGUAGGCGGGCUUCUAUGCCUAGCUGUUGCUGUCUGGUUCUUGCUGUUCCGCAGGCGUUCUUCUCCUAGCAAGAAAUAUGUGCCUGAGGCUGAAGGCAAGGCUGAACUUCCAGGUGAUGGCAUCGAGAAGAAGGCACCUCAUGUCUCAGACCUUAGCCCUAAUGGUGAGAUCCACGAGUCUGCUGCGAAGGAAAGGCCCUCGGAGAUGGGAGAGAAUGUACAUUACGAGCUUGAAGGGGAUUGGCAUGGGCAUGAAGCGCCUACUACUGCAGGCCCUAACGUGCACUGA